AAUCAUCAUUCACUCUCUUUAGCAUUUCUCCAUAAUAGCCCUUCACCCAUCAGUUUCAUCGUAGUUGAAGAAUCAAAGUUCGAUCACUGGAUUUACUUUUAGAUAAAAUUUAAUUACUCAAAAUUUGCAGGAAUUCACAAACUUUUUAUCGUUAUGGCUGUACCUAUUGAAACAAUAGACCUUGAAGUGGAAGAAAACGAUGCUGUUAUUGAGCAUCCUGAAAGGCUGGCAGAGUCCCAAAAGGAAUUGGGUAAUCAGCAUUUCAAAGCCAGGCAAUAUCCAAAGGCUCUAAUAUGCUACAGCGAGGCUAUUUCUCUUUGUCCUGGCACUGCUACAAACUACGGCAAUCGCUCCGCCUGUUACUUGAUGAUGAAUAAAUUUCAUGAAGCACUUGAAGAUGCCAGAAAAUCUGUCAUGCUUGAUCCCAAAUAUGUGAAGGGAUUUUUGAGGAUAGCAAAAUGCUACACAGCCUUGGGAGAUGUGUCUGCUGCUGAAAAUGCAAUUUCUCAAGCCAAAGAAGUGAGUGUAGACAACUCAAUCACUCAACAAGAGGCUCAGUUGAAACAGUUGAAAAAUACCUACGAAGAAAUUGACAAAGCUGUAUUGAAGAAAGAUUUUCGAAAGGCUUUAUAUUACUAUGAUCGAGCUUUGGAAAUAGCAACUGCGUGCACUAAACUGAAGUGUAUGAAAGCAGAAUGCCUUGUCCAACUUGGCAGAUACCAGGACGCGCUUGAUGUCACCACAGAGUCUCUACAAAGCGACCAAAACAAUCCGGAUGGCAUAUACGUUCGUGGACUGUGUCUCUACUACCAAGACAAUGUUGAUAGAGCGUUCACAUACUUCCAGCAUGUCUUGAAAAUCGCUCCAGAUCAUCGUAAAGCCAUGGAUGCAUACAAGCGCGCAAAACAACUGAAGUUGAAGAAAGAAGAAGGGAAUGAAGCUUUCAAAAGUGGGAAUCUUACUCAGGCUUACACAUUAUAUUCAGAAGCUCUGGCCAUUGAUCCACUAAACAAAGUCACAAAUGCCAAGCUACAUUUCAACAGGGCAACGGUCGCUUCAAAGUUGGGGCGCCUGAAUGAAGCUGUAUCUGAAUGCACGUCCGCCCUUGCACUCGAUGAAAACUACCUGAAAGCUUUACUGAGGAGAGCAAAAUGCUACAUGGAUCUUGCUCAAUAUGAAGACGCUGUUAACGACUACGAAAAGGCUUACCAGAUGGACAAGAGUAUUGAUAACAAAAGACUAUUGAUGGAUGCCAAGCUGGAACUUCGGAAGUCCUUGCGAAAAGAUUAUUACAAAAUUCUUGGUGUUGAAAAGACGGCCUCCACAGAUGACAUUAAGAAGGCUUACAGAAAACGUGCUCUAGUUCAUCAUCCAGAUCGCCAUGCGAAUGCUUCGGAAGGUGAGAAGAAAGAACAAGAGAAAAAAUUCAAAGAGGUUGGAGAAGCAUAUGGAAUUUUGUCAGAUCCCAAGAAGCGCGUUCGAUAUGACAACGGACAAGACUUGGAGGACAAUGACAUGGGCUUGGCAAAGAAAAGAGCUCGCUAUGACGAGUGUUGGAAGGCCCAGUGGUGCAGAAAUAUGGGUGCGCGCAUCGAUCCGAACACAGUAUUCCAGGCAUUCUUCGCCGACCUCGGCAAUCAGGGCGGCGCGUCGUCCUUCCACUUUGGAGGCGGCGGUGGGGGUGGUGCCGGUGCUUUUCCGGGAGUCUUCUCCUUCCAAUUCCAGUAAACCUGCAUUCAUGUCGGUGUCGAGAUUCCAAAUUUUCGAACUUGCAUUAUUGUUUGAAAUAUCUCUCAUCCUCACCUUUUGAAGACUGGCGACAACUAUUCCAACACCUCCACAGCUGUCUCUGUUCAAGACAUAGAUAAGCACAUAAAUUACAAUUCACUUCAACUCUACGAAAUGUUUAAUGGUGUUGAUUAACGUUAGAUUAUUAUUUCGUACUUGUAAACUAUUGUUGAUUGGUUAUAACUCUCCCCAUUUGUUUUGUGUGUGAAUAAUGAACUCACUGUUCUAAACCAGUUCUCAUUAAGCUUUAAAAUCAUAAUUUACUCCUUAUGAGUUACUUGAAUUUAUCAAAAUUAUAGUCAGAACCAUUACGUUUAAAUAAUCUCAUCUCUCCUUCCCUUUCAAAUGCUAAUUUCACCUAUUUUAUUUUUUUUCAAUUGAAAUUCAAAUACUUCUCUAUUGUCAUGUGUUGUUAUACGCCAGAAACGGAAAUUUUUAUUUUGACUGUUUUUUAUUUUUAUCAUUCAAUAUAUCUUAACAUUCUAGAUCCUGUGAUAACUUGUUCUUAGGGAUUGUUUGAGAAGAGAUUCCUCGAAUCCUGAUGGUGUUAUUUUAUGCUCUGUAACUAGAUUUUCAAAUCAGUAGCAUUGAAUCACUGCUGAUUGAACUUUGGGAAUACUGUACUUCAGUUUGAUUCUAGAAUAUAUUGUGAACUUAUCACCACAAACAUCACUCAUUUUGAGGGAAAUAUCCAGUGAAUUUGAUUAUUAGUUUAUCGAAACUUAUGAUUGUAUUUUUCUUGAAAACUUUAUUGAUUUUGAGUGUGAAUGAAUAAUUGAUUAUAGGAUCAAUCGAAAUGCUGAAUAUCAGAAAUCAUAUUAGUCGUUUAUCAUGAACAUGGAUUAUGAUGUCCGUAUUUUCUUAUUCUAUAAGAUUAAUGAACCCUAUUAAAAUAGCAUGUUUUGCACAUAAUUAUACUUCUAGUCUAUUCAAUAUAACUUCGAACUAAACAUGCUGUUAUAUCUUAUUGAAUAAUGGGAUUAUUUGGUCUGAGAAUAAAUAAAUAUAGAAGUAAGAAUGAGCUAUCUUAUUUCAAUUAACUAUUCCAAUAAGUCAAAUUGAAGAAAGUGAGUUAUUUGUCAAGUAAAUAAUGUCAUGUUGAGUCAAUUCUUAAAACUGCUGCAAAAGCGAUCACAGUCAUAAGAGGUAAAACCUCUUUGAAAAUAAUUUAUUAGCUCAUGUGAUACAAAGCCUACCAAUAAGAUUAUUUCUGUUUCUCUCGUGGAUGUAAAUUUAAAUCUUUUAUAUUUUCAUCAACUCAGGAGUACUCUGAGCUUUCCAAACUUUUGAAAAAUGCAUCGAUAUAAUGCAAAUUUUCUUAUUAUUUUAUGAAAACUUGAAACGUAUUAGUUUACUUAGAGGCUUUCUAACGCUAAACAUCUCUGUUAUGUUGUCAGUUCCUAGUCAAUGACAAAAACCGUUAAGAAUGAGCUACCAGCUCCGACCUGCAACUUUUAUUGUAAAAAUUUAUAUUGUGAACCUUAAUUCGUGUUCAUUUUCUACAAUGGUUAGAAAUCGGUAUUCAUAAAAUAUUAACUCUGAAUUUUCAUUACAAAUAUUAAUUUUCCACAAUGUUCAGAAAUCGGAAUUCCUAAAAUAUUUCUGAGAACUGAUAUUUCCUAAAAUAUCAACUCUGAAUUUUCGUUCAAAUAUUGUUCAUGUAAAGGAAGCUGCUCAUUACAUCAAUAUUGACUCUCAGUACUGCACCUUCCAAUAUUUGUUCAUAUUGCAGAUUUAUUGAAUAUUCUAUCUUGAAGUUGUAGUCUGUAUAAGAAUCCGAGUAGGAUUGUGUAUUCUAUCUUGAAAUAUCCUUAUUAUGAUUUGAUGAGACUUCAAUUGAAAUAAGUUUAGUAGUUUUUAUCCAUGUAACAUGUUAGAUGAGGUUUUCAACAUAUAUUAACUCUAUGGAAUAAUCUCCUCGCUUCAAUUUUUAGAGGGCUCCUUGUGAUUAUAAUGAGUAAAAUACUGAAGUAGUUGAACUUAUUGUUACAUAUUUGUUCUUGUAUUUGAAAGACACUAGAAUGACUUAUUUAGUAUUUAGAUUAGUCUUGGUAUAGGUUGUACAAAUUUCAUAAUUUUUGUUUUUCAUCCUUCAGUAGCCUAUGUUCUAGUGAUUCGAAUAAAAAUUUUUUAUGUUGUAA
Nilaparvata lugens (brown planthopper) is the source of this 3929-nucleotide messenger RNA. RefSeq names its product dnaJ homolog subfamily C member 7 (gene Tpr2). Bases 154 to 1728 code for a protein of 524 amino acids. Lineage: Eukaryota; Metazoa; Arthropoda; Insecta; Hemiptera; Delphacidae. The record is from RefSeq and is a predicted model, not a curated record. The transcript has 11 exons. Gene Ontology annotation, molecular function: protein binding.